AUGACAACAUACCAACCACCAACUCCCCAGCUGAGGAAGAAGAUUCUCACGACUCUCUUCAUCUCCUUGCUGCUUGACCUCCUAUCAUUCACUCUUAUCUUGCCACUAUUCCCACAACUUCUCGCGCAUUAUCAAGCGCUUGAAUCCACAUACACGAACCCAACUCUCUUACGAACUACUUUUGCGUACCUCAAUUCAUUCAAGGCCGCCUUCUCCCGUCCAAUUUCGUCACGAUUCGAUGUCGUCCUUCUCGGCGGGGCCAUGGGCUCCCUAUUUUCGUUCUUGCAAGCUUUCUCGGCCCCCAUAAUUGGUUCUAUCUCCGAUAAGUCCGGUCGCCGGGCCGCUUUAUUAUACUCUAUGAUAGGAAACAUUUUGUCCGUUUUGAUCUGGGUUUUCGCAGUUGAUUUCCCCACAUUUGUAGCAAGCAGAAUUGUAGGAGGACUGUCCGAGGGGAAUGUCCAGUUGGCUAUUGCGAUUGCUACGGAUGUGAGCAGCGAGGACAACCGUGGUGCCACACUAGCGCUUGUUGGUGUAGCAUUUAGCAUUGCAUUUACGUUGGGACCGAUGAUGGGAGCUUUUUUGGCAAGCAAAACCUUGAUGCUUGGAAAUCCGUUCUCCACCGCUGCCGCAUUUUCGCUGGUAUUGAUCGUUACGGAGACGGUUUAUUUAUAUUUCAAGCUUCCCGAGACAAAACCACCAUCUACGCCUUCGAAGAAAUCCAACACGACAUCCGAAGACUCUAAAAAGAAGGAUGGGCCGAGAUCUCUAACCCUCCUAAACUUAACACACUUUCUCUUCCUCCUCGUCUUCUCGGGUAUGGAGUUUAGCUUGACCUUCAUGACAUUCGAACUCUUUUCCUUUUCAUCAGCAGAUAAUGGACGCCUCCUAGGAUUCGUAGGUCUCACGGCAUCGAUUUUGCAAGGAUCGUUCACAAGACGGGCACCGCCGCAUGUAGUUGUUAAAACAGGGCUUUUGGCGUCGGCGAUAAGCUUCUUACUGUUGGCGCGUAUCCAAACGAAGGGGAUGUUGUAUGUUGCGGCGUUUUUCCUCUCAGUUACAAGUGCCACAGUUGUCACGGGACUUACAGCGUUGGCGAGUUUUCGAGUUGGCGAGGAGGACAGGGGAAGGAGGCUAGGUGGUUUCAGAGGGUCCGGCCAAAUUGGAAGAGCUUGCGGCCCUGUACUCUUUUGUAGUUUGUAUUGGUGGGCUGGUCGAGAAGUUGCUUAUGGCGUCGGAGCGGCGAGUAUGUUGGCUGUUAUGGGAAUUGCGUGGGGAGGUUUAGACCGAGGUGCUCAGGCUGUGAGCAACAAGAAACUCAAUGAAGAGAAGAAAGAUCUAUGA
Molecule: messenger RNA, 1341 nt
Organism: Orbilia oligospora ATCC 24927
Lineage: Eukaryota; Fungi; Ascomycota; Orbiliomycetes; Orbiliales; Orbiliaceae
Exons: 2
Coding region: 1-1341 (446 amino acids)
Biological process (GO): transmembrane transport
Cellular component (GO): brush border membrane
Molecular function (GO): transmembrane transporter activity
Source: RefSeq, a predicted model, not a curated record